CCCUCUCCCGCCACAAUUUAUUAGUAAGGGCGGGCGUCGAAGUCACCUCUCUGCUAUAUCCCCAGACAUGGCCGACGAAGAAUCUCAAGAGCUAAGCGAGAAGCAGAAGAAAGAGAUCGCCAAAUGGUUCCUCGUAAACUCUCCCGCCGGAGAGAUCCAAUACGUCGCCAAAGAUAUUAGAUCCAUUUUAAAGGACGAAAAUGUCUAUAAAAUGGCUGUUUCGGAAGCAUUUCCUCUUUAUAACAAAGCACAUUUGAUAUCCCUUGAAAUGUCUAACAGAAGCGGAGAGGUGCUUGUUACAUCAUUUGGUGAACUCAGUGAUAAUGAAUAUCUUGAUCCUAGAACUGCCCAAGUUGCCAUGGUCGACCACAUCAAACAAACUUGUAUAAAUGUAAGACAUGCUACUGAUGAGGAGCUCCCAUCCGUCUAUAUUGAAGAGUUUCGAUGUGCUCUGGAUGCAGAAGUCAUCAAAUAUGUUGGUGAAUUGUAUCCAAAAGGUGUCUGCUCAGUUUACUGUGUUAAUGGAAAAGAUGUGGAAGGACCAGGAUCAAAUUUUGAACUCACAGUGGUUAUUUCUGCUGCAAGAAACAGCCCCCAAAAUUUUUGCAAUGGAAAUUGGCGCUCAAUCUGGAAUAUUGGAUUUAAGGAUGAUGUGCAAAUGAUAGAAGUAAGAGGUAAAAUACAGGUGGGGGCCCACUAUUUUGAAGAAGGGAAUGUUCAACUGGACACUGAACAUGAAUGCAUGGAUUCAACUAUUUUUCAGCUCCCUGAAGAUUGUGCAAUUGCUGUAGCAAACAUUAUUCGCCACCAUGAAACUGAGUAUAUGGCAUCUCUUGAGGUGUCCUAUGCAAAAUUGCCGGAUACAACUUUCAAGGACCUUCGGAGGAAGCUUCCUGUCACUCGUACCCUGUUUCCAUGGCAUAACACUUUGCAAAUUAGUGUCACCAGAGAUAUUACAAAAGAACUUGGAAUUGGGAAGUGAAAAAUACUAGGGAAACGCAGUGGUUGGGGAAGUAAGGUUCAGUGCAGAGGGCUUACAUGUGGUUUGUUGGAAAUGUUGAA
Telopea speciosissima is the source of this 1062-nucleotide messenger RNA. Its product is annotated as F-actin-capping protein subunit alpha. Gene Ontology annotation, biological process: actin cytoskeleton organization; barbed-end actin filament capping. The record is from RefSeq and is a predicted model, not a curated record. NCBI's taxonomy places the organism in Eukaryota, Viridiplantae, Streptophyta, Magnoliopsida, Proteales, Proteaceae. Gene Ontology annotation, cellular component: actin cortical patch; F-actin capping protein complex. Gene Ontology annotation, molecular function: actin filament binding. The transcript has 11 exons. Bases 68 to 982 code for a protein of 304 amino acids.